AUGGCCAAGAGAACAUUAGGGUUAGCAAAAGCUGCUAAAGCCAAAAAACAAAAGAAAGAACAAGUUCAUCAAGAAAGCUCAGACGAGGAAUCAUCUUCAGAAAACCAAUUGACUAUUGAGUUACCAGAAGAAAUCGAUGCAAAUGAUGAAAUUUCCCAAUUAAAGGGGUUACACAAGACCUACUUGGAAUCAGAAAGAGACAAUGAGCUACUUGUGAACGGUUUAAUUCAUGAAUGUGACAGAUUAUUACGUGAAAACGAUACAGAGAAUAAGCUGCCUCUUCCACCUGUUUUUCAUGCUAUUUACGCAACUGCUUUAGCUGAACUAAGUAAAUUCCAUACUGAAGAAUUGGAUAAAGUCAAGGAAUAUUUUACAGCAGCUUUGGAAAGAGUUGAAUUGGGUUUGCAACAAAACCCCAAUGACAUUACCUUGUUAGUUACCAAAACCAAAAUAUUACUUGAUCAAAUCCUGUUGCAAUACAUUGCCCCAUUAACUUUAGAAUCUGACACAAAAGAAUUGGAUAGGGAAAUCGACGAAUUGUUAGAUGCCACUUUAAGUGUUUACGAAUCUGUGGAAGCUAGAGCCAAGGAAUUGAACGACUAUUCCAUUUUUGAUGAUUUUGAGACUUUGGACAUUUUAGAAGCAUUGGAUGAUAUACUAGACAUUGUCGAUAAUUUUGGUAGAAAAAAUCAAGGUGAUGAUGACUCCGAUGAGAAUGACGACGACGAUGAAGACGAAGAAGAGGAAUCGGUUGAGUUGUCAGAAAACCACCCGUUGUACAAAAUUAAGAAUAGUGACAAAUAUGAUCAAUGGUGGAGAGACCAUACUCACUUGUACUUGGAUAAUUUGGAAAAAUUAGAGAAUGGAUCAUCAGAAUUGAAGAGAGAAGUUUGUCAAAGAUUGGGACAAUCUUAUUUACAAGAGUCUGAAGUGCCAUACCUGGUGUUUACUACAUUGAAAUAUGAUGAUGAGUAUGAUGGAAUUGAAGAAUUGGAAGGGUUGACAGAAAAGCAAGCGCAGGAGAUUUCACAAGAGUUGAUUACCAAAGCAUUAGAUUACUUGAAACGAGCCAAAGAUGAGGAGGACCCAGAAACAUGGGUUGGUAUUGCUGAAGCUAUGAUUUCAUUAGGAAACUUGUAUGAAGUUGAUAGUAAACAACAAGAUGAUUUGUAUGUGGAAGCAGAGAAAAUCUUAAAGAAGGCAAAUAAUGUCACAAAUGGAAAAUUUAAAGAAGAAUUGGACAAUCUUUUAUAUAAAGAAUAG
Messenger RNA from Candida dubliniensis CD36, 1263 nucleotides. RefSeq lists its product as uncharacterized. Lineage: Eukaryota; Fungi; Ascomycota; Pichiomycetes; Serinales; Debaryomycetaceae. The record is from RefSeq and is a predicted model, not a curated record. Gene Ontology annotation, cellular component: nucleus. Gene Ontology annotation, molecular function: protein binding. The transcript has a single exon. Gene Ontology annotation, biological process: translational termination; positive regulation of SREBP signaling pathway; positive regulation of cellular response to hypoxia. The coding region runs from base 1 to 1263 and encodes 420 amino acids.